Cryptococcus amylolentus CBS 6039 is the source of this 699-nucleotide messenger RNA. RefSeq lists its product as hypothetical. The transcript has a single exon. Bases 1 to 699 code for a protein of 232 amino acids. The record is from RefSeq and is a predicted model, not a curated record. NCBI's taxonomy places the organism in Eukaryota, Fungi, Basidiomycota, Tremellomycetes, Tremellales, Cryptococcaceae.
AUGUACCCCACCCGCUCUGCCCCUACACCCCCUCGAGCCGACCGAGGCGAGCUUCGGGAAGCAUUGCCAGCCGGCCACCCAUUCGCGAACCCCUUCCCUUACGACACCCCCAACCACUACAGCUGCUCUACUUCGUCGCUGUCUUCUUCGGCUUAUACGCGUUCUGCGUCGAGCCCUGUUUCUACCCCGAGCAGACGCGCGCCUCAGAGCCCGACGGCCAGGCUGGCCCAGCCGCUCUCGCCUGCGAGGUCUGCCUCCCCUCCUUCUGUCUCUACUACCAGUGGAAGAAGAAGGGUGGAUGAAUUUGGCAGGGGCAGGUCUAUGACCAACCCCGCGCCCCCUCCCGCGCCGGUGUAUGCUACCCUGCCUACCGAGCUAUCUUUGUUCGAGGCGCGCCCGAGGCAGACAUUGCUGCAGGAUGUGGAAAACAUUCUCGGCAAGAGGAUGCACUUUCCUUUCCUUGCUCGAUACUCUUCCUCCUCCUGCACCUCCUCCUCAUCAUCAUCAGCGAAGAAAGAGAAAAAAGCAAAGAAGGAGGCGGGGAAGGAGAAGAGGACGCGGAGGCGAUUGACGAAGGAACGGCCGUAUGACGACAACUGGGCGAUCUGGGCGGGGAUGGACCAGUUUAUGGAUAGUCAAGUGGUAGUAGCGGAGGAGCAGAAGAGCAGGAGGGGGGUGAGGGGGGGGAACUGGAUUUAG